Messenger RNA from Nicotiana tabacum (common tobacco), 5388 nucleotides. The record is from RefSeq and is a predicted model, not a curated record. Lineage: Eukaryota; Viridiplantae; Streptophyta; Magnoliopsida; Solanales; Solanaceae.
AGCGAGGGUUUUCGGGGUAAUCGCCGUGCAUCCUUCCCAUGCUUCGUGACAACGGCGGUACCCCAAAACAAAGGGGCCAGUCUUCGUCGUGCCGGGAUAUCCCGGUCCGGAUGCCACGAAAAUUUAGGGAAGCCUUUUUCUUAAAAGACUUUCUGCGACCGGUGAUAAAGAGGACGUCUUUAGGGCUUAAAGGAACACCUUUCUGUUUCAUAUUGAGUCCUUAGAGAUGCGGCCCACUUGGUGUCGGAUCAGCUCGACAGGUCACUCAAUAGUCUUUCGCGGAGUAUCCCCUGUUUUAGUGAACCCUGGGAGUUGUCGGCGGCGCGACGAUCUUUAUUCCAAAGGUUUACCGAGGUGAAGCUUUUGACAAGUAUUCUUUUAUUUAUUUGUAGGUUUCUCUACUUCUGGCUCUUCCGAGGGCCUUUGUUUGAGGUGAGGUUCUAUAGUUUGAUGGUUACUUAUGUUCUCCUCUACCCUUCCCCGGUAGCUAGGAAAGAUUUCUAAAUAUAUUUCCUUCAUUCCGUUCAGGGGCACUCUAAAGGCUUUGCAACCUUCAGAGCUGGUUGACAGCCGUCUAGUCAGUCCCUCUCGCUCUUUGAUAGACAUCUUUCGGUUCUCGGUUUCAUCCGACGAACAACUUUAGGUCUUUAUUUGGUGUCCUAUCCUUCCUUGCGAAUUCCCGAUUUCUGAAGGAGUAGCUGCCUGUGUCUCUGGCUCUGGGAGAACUUUACCUAUAGCUAACCUAGAGAGCUUUACUUUAAGAUAGCUCGGGCAGACACUCUUCUUCGAAAAGAGGAGUUGCUUGCCUUACCACACCAAUCACCUUAGCACGGGAAGUUCUAGCAAUGGGCAGCUAGGCAAAGGAAUAUUAUAUAGCAAUUUCAUAUUCAUUUGAUAAAAGAUUGUGGAUCUGUUCUUAGUGAAGACAACCGGAUUGGGACGAUCAGGUCGGUUGAGGGCAGCAACACACCAAUAGGUGGAUUGCCAUUCUUAUACUGUUUGGGUAAAGGGCAGGAGCGCUCUUUCCCUCUCACCAGUACUUACUAUAAGGGUGGGGCAACCGGUUAAAACCAAAUAUCCAACAAUCGCUUUCCUUAAUGGCUACCCGCUUUCAAGUGAACUGAACUCUUGGACUGGUUGAAAGGGAAAUGGGAAACUGUAUAAGGUAUUUUUCACUCAUUUACGGGAUCAGUGUCAAAGGAAAGGAUUGUUGCACUCUCUUGCUUGAAUGUAUUGACAUUUAUGUAUGCUUGUUCAUUCAGGAUUCUUCUAUCUAUAUUUAGAACUAAACUGGAUCAACUACUACGGCUUUUAGCCUUUGGAACCUGUGGAACCCUAAAGUCACUUGCCCGUUCAAACUCUUCUGUCCAUCCCAUCUAAAACCCUUGAAUCAGUGAAUCCGGGGACAUAGACCUAGCCCAUGCUUUAUUUAAACAGCUAAGAUAAGGUCUAAGACCGUCUCUUAUUUUCCACAUCCUCAUUCCUCCUUCUUUCUGGAUACUUAAGCUUCUAAUGCUACGGAACUAGCUUUCCCAAUCAAUCAAUUUAAAUUAAUGUGUAGGAACCUGCCCUCAUCGAACUGAAUGUCUACCCUUCCCGCAUUUGAAGACAGACUAAUGUUUAAGACCUCCUGCUUUCAUGGAGAUCCUUUUUUCUCUGACCGUCGGAGAUUACCCAUAUAUGGAUGAAUAACCAUGAAGUUCAACAAUCUUUUGAGGUAGGGGAGUUGACUGACUGACAAGGAACUGACAGAAGGGGAAAAGAGGAGUGAAACCAUUCGACGGAGUUGGAAAGGACUUCGCUAAUCAUAAUAAGGUUGGUCUCACCUUCGUCCGGGGACUCGAACGAGGUAUUUUGUGCUUGCCCUAUUAAGAGUCUCUUCCAUUCUCUCUUCACCAGACAGAUAGACAAACAGACAAUCCGAUAGAUAGAUUAUGGCUUCCUCAUUAUCAGCAAGCUCCCACAGGUGAUGAACUGCUUCUGAUUUCUUCAUUCGGUUUGUAGCCAUACCGUAUAGAGUGAAAAAUUCCUUUUAAUGGGAGUAGCUAUAUUCAAGCAAGCAUUCCAGCGAAACGAUCCUUUGACAAUGGGCUCUGCCCAACAUUGGGAUUGACUUUUGAGGAAAAUAAAAAAAAAAGAUCUUUUUGAAUCUGAUAUUGGAUAGGCUAAGCUAGGUGUAGCCCACUCUCUCUACGUUUUUGCUUGAACUUGUCAAGCCCAGGUGCCUAUGCGAUUAUUAAAGCAAGGUGCUAUUGUACCAGUAGUGGAGUGGCUUGAAUCAAAUCGUUUGUCUAGAGAAAGUGUAGCAAUAACCAAAGUGGACUCUACUAGAAAGUAAAGAUGCUGUAUAGGCAACUGACCUUAGAGUAGUGUAUCGAACUAAAGGACAGGAGCAACCCAUAAUCAUUGACGAAGAGGAAGGCUUGGAAAGGGAUCAAACAUAUUGAGGAUGAGCUUUCACAAAGGCCAAUAGCCGAUAGCUGAUGUCACUAGCCUUAACUUCUUUAUCUACUUGAAAGCUGAUGGGAGUACGACUUUCUUCAAGGAAGUGUCCCAUAUGAUAUUAUAUUAGUAAAGAGCCCUUGAUCCAAGAUAAGUAAGCAGAUAUGCCUAUGGCUGGAAAGAUAGCGAGCGCUAUUCUCAACUUAGUCUCUUAGAGGCCAGCUCGUUGUAACCCUAAAACACAGCGUUAGCAGGGUUGAGCUCCCCCUGCAGAAAUACAACAAACAUGGGACAGUCGGGAACGAUGACCCUUCUCUAGCCUGAGGCCUAAGUUGGACUUUUUCUUUCUGCUACUUGCCACUCCGAAGUUUAGGAUUUAGUUUCGAACCGAUGGGAUUUUUCGAAUGGUAAUGAAGCUUGCCAUUCUGUUUAUUUGGCCGAAUUCGACUCUGGGCCUGCCCUUUUGCUAGCAUUUUCAUUAUGCUGGUUCAACUACUGUUUAUGCUUGAAAUAUCUAAACACCUGAAAUCCACUCUCAGUAGAUGCUGCCCCUUAAACAGUGUGAAAGGGUGGUAGGUAGAACUAAGGGAAUAUUCUUUUUUGGUUCGGUAAUGGAAUCAAUAACUUUCCCGAACAGGGAUAUAGGAAGAAGACAAUAGCCUACAAGCUUGCCAGCAGACUUGCUUGACCUAUUGAAAUGCCAGUAUAGACUUCUGGUAAAUGGUCAGCUAGCUAAAGGUCAGCUUCGGUUCUAGGCAAAGAUCCGCCAGUAGCAGUUCCUAUCCCAGUUCCCAUUCAACAUUCAUUCAAAGUAUUCUCCCCUUGCCAUACUUCAACCAGCUGCUUUGCGGACUGCUCUUGCUCUUACUGCUCUUUCCUAUACUUCUUGCUUCUGAUUACUUGCCUUUCCCUCACCGUCAUUGCCUUCCCGCUUGAUAUCUCGUUUUUCUUAUCUCGUGCAAUUAAAGAGAACGAGACUGGAAAGCCCAAACUGAGCCCGGCGGGAGAAUGCUUACCGAUACCGAAGCCGUUCCGCUCGUCCCUCUUUCCUUUCGAGGAGGGACUUCGCUUCACUCUCCUUGAAGAAAGCAAGUUUGCGGUUACGUAGAUGAUAACCGGCUUAUACAAAGAAAUAAUCUGCUCUCAUGCAACCAAGUGAAGCAAUAUCUUCUGAGCCUGUGCAUCACUUCGCGCGUCUCCUUUCAAACUGCAUCCGAACUAAUGAUCUCAAGCUUGGGAGACUCAUACACUCCCGACUGAUCAAGACGGCAUUAACCUUUAACACAUUCCUCGCCAACCGUCUGAUAUACAUGUACUCUAAAUGCUGUUCCAUAGAGUAUGCGCAACAGGCCUUUAAUGAACUGUCAGACAAGAACGCCCAAUCUUGGAACACAAUGCUGUCAGCUUACUCUAAAAAGGGUUUCUUUGAGAAAACCUUCCAGCUGCUCGAUGUAAUGCCUGAUCCAAAUGUUGUGAGCUAUAACUCAAUCAUUUCAAGCUUAACUCAUCACGGGUUCCCUAGAAAAGCUAUGGGUUUUUUCAAAAGAAUGCAAAUUCAAUGUGGGAAUGAGUUCUUGAUUGACGAGUUCACGGUCGUUGGCAUGGUAAAUACUUGUGCAGGUUUGGGUGCAUUGAACUUGUUGCAUGAAUUGCAUGGGUUAGCAACUGUGAUUGGUGUGAGGUUUAAUCUUGUGGUUUGCAAUGCACUUAUUGAUGCUUAUGGGAAAUGUGGCAAACCCGAGUACUCUUAUUCUAUUUUCUGUCAAAUGCGCGAGACUGAUGUAUUCUCGUGGACUUCGCUGUUGGUUGCUUAUCUACGUGCGUCUAGAAUGGCAGAUGCAUCCUCACUUUUUGAUCAUAUGCCGAUCAGAAAUGUGGUGGCUUGGACUGCUUUGAUCACAGGGUUUGCGCAAAAUGGAGAAGGAGAUAAGGCUUUGUGUACUUUUAAGGAAAUGCUGGAAGAAGGUAUUGUACCCCGUGCAUCCACUUACGUUAGUAUUCUAAGUGCUUGUGCAGACAUACCUCUUGUAGGAAAAGGGAAGCAAGUUCAUGGGCACAUUUUUAGAUGUACAUGUUUAAUUGAUUUGCAUAAUGUGUUUGUAGUUAAUGCUUUGGUUGACAUGUAUUGUAAAUGUGGAGACAUGAUAUCUGCUAUGAGAUUGUUUGAGAGGUUAGAUGGGAAGGAUCGAGUUACUUGGAACUCGAUAAUAAAUGGAUUUGCUCAAAAUGGGAAUGGAGUGAUGUCUUUGUUCAUGUUUGAGAAAAUGAUUGAAGCAGAUACAACACCAAAUCAUGUAACUUUUCUUGGGGUUUUAUCUGCCUGUAGCCACUGUGGUUUAUUAUCUGAAGGAUUCCAAUAUCUUCAUUCAAUGGAGAGGAAAUACGGUAUAGUACCCGAGUUAGAUCACUAUGCCAUCUUGAUUGAUUUACUUGGACGGAAGAAUAUGCUUGGAGAAGCUGCGGAUUUGAUCAAGAGAGCUCCUUGGGGAAGAGACAAUAUUGGAAUGUGGGGCGCACUUUUGGGUGCUUGCAGGGUACAUGGGAACUUGAAGCUUGCUAGAAGGGCAGCAGAAGAUCUAUUUGAGCUAGAACCUGAUAAUGCUGCCAGGUAUAUUAUGUUAUCCAACAUCUAUGCAGCAGCAGGAAGGUGGGAUGAUGCCCGUAGUCUGCGAAGGUACAUGGAUGACAGAGGAUUGGUGAAAGAAGCAGCUUAUAGUUGGAUUGAGAUAAAAAAUAUCAGACAUAAGUUUAUCACUAAAGACAAGUCCCACAGUCGGUUAGAAGAAAUAAAAGAGUUGCUUCUUAAACUUGUAGAUCCAAUGAAGGAUGCCGGAUACAUAUUUCAAAUUGAAUGCUCAUACUUUCUUGUAGCUGAUGCAUUAUCUUGACAUAAUUGAAAUAAGUUGUAACCAUGUAUAACAGUUUCUAAUUUAACAAUUAACAUGA